AUCACCACUUGAUUUGGAAUUAACUUACUUUUUGAGUGUUUGGGUUCUCAGUUUCCCAAGUAAAAUGAGAUCUUGACUUCCAUAUUUUGUUACAAUUCCUUCACUAUCACCCUAUAUGGUGCAAUAAACUAUAUUUGACCUGAAUUCAAGGCACUUCUUCCUCAAUUUUCCCAAAAUAACAAUGGUUAUCCUGGUUUGAUUCAUCAAAUCUCAUGAUUCCUAAGAUGGAUGUUCUUUAGGAGCUGAUCUGCUAUAUUGUCUUAUAUAAUGGCAAGAAAGCUGUCUUAGCAGCACAAUUACAAAGAGGCACAGAUCUAAUGAUGUGAUGAUUCUUCAAUGGCUAAGAAGAAGAGCUGGAUUAGUCUGGUGAAGAAGUUCUUUCUCUUAGAGGCACAGCCAAAGCAAGAAAAGAAGGAGAAGAGAAGAAAAUGGUUCUUUGGAAGGUUUAGGACCAAAAAGGUACCCUCCAUUGGGGCACCAUUGCCAUCACAAGAAAGGACAUUGAGUGAGGCAGAGGAAGAGCAUAGCAAGCAUGCUCUCACAGUUGCCAUUGCAACUGCUGCUGCUGCUGAAGCAGCUGUUGCAGCUGCUCAGGCAGCAGCGGCCGAGGUCGUUAGACUCACCGGCACUCCUCUGUCCACCCAUCAAUGUGAGAAAGAAAUAGAAGAGCUUUCAGUUUUAAAUGUUCAAGCUGAUGAUCCUCAAUCUGCACAUCAAUGUGACAAGGAGACACAAGAGUCUGCUGCAAUAAAAAUUCAGACCGUCUUUCGAGGUUACCUAGCGAUGAAAGCGUUGCGAGCAUUGAGAGGGAUAGUGAGGCUGCAAGCAAUUAUCAGAGGCCAAGCUGUACGACGCCAAGCGAUCACUACUCUUAAGUCAUUGCAGUCCCUUGUAAAUAUCCAGUCACAGGUCUGUGCUAGGAGAAAAGUGGUGGAAAAGACUUGGUAUUAUGAUGUAACUAAACAUUCUCAAAAUUUGAAAGACAAGAUUAUUAAGAUGGACACAAACAGUCAAAAAAGAUGGAAUGACAGCACUCUUACUAGAGCAGAAGCAGAUGCCUUAUCAAUGAGCAAGAAAGAGGCAUUGAUCAAGAGAGAACGUAUAAAAGAGUACUCGUUUAAUCAUCGCAAUUCAGCAGAAUCGGAACGAGAAAAGGUGAACGGACGGUGGAGGUACUGGUUAGACAAUUGGGUGGAUACACAGCUUUCUAAGAGCAAGGAACUUGAGGAUUUGGAUUCAGUCUUGACUACAAAUCCAAAGCCAAGAGUGGAAUAUAGAGGAAAGCAACUUAGAAUUAAAAGUCUCAACAGACAGUACAACAUUGAAGGAUUGGACUCUCCCUUAUCAGCACAUAAAAGAUCAUUUCAUAAGAAGCAAUGUUCAUUGGGGGGAGGAGAAGACAAUUCUGCUUCUGGCUCUCCUGUUGUUCCAACUUACAUGGCAGCAACCCAAUCUGCCAAAGCAAAGGCAAGAUCUUUGAGCUCGCCAAAGCUAAGGCCGGGGAGUUUUGAUGCUUAUUCUGAUAGCUAUUCACCAUGUAAACAUAGGCUCUCCCUUAUAUCUUCUGUUGCAAGUGAAGCACCAAAUAUUACUGGUAGAUUUGGCAGGCAUGGUGUUUAUCAGCAAAGAUCUCCAAGCUUGAAGGGCCUUCCCGGUCCGGUAAAAUCAAGCCGGACAAUAAAGGAUCUCAGCUUUGAUUCAGAGUACUCAUUGCCUACUUGGGAUCCAUAAAAUCUAAUAUUCUGUGCAAGAAGAGUGACUGGUUAGUGUGUUGGUUUGUUUGAUUUGAGCUUUAUAGUUUGUAAGUAGAGUUAGUAAAUAUGAAGUGAUGAUUGAUUGAUCAAUAUAUGACAUUCUAUCAUCAAACAGUAUAUAUAUAUAGUUGCAAACUAUGAAUUUCUAUGUUGAUGUGAA
Molecule: messenger RNA, 1914 nt
Organism: Tripterygium wilfordii
Lineage: Eukaryota; Viridiplantae; Streptophyta; Magnoliopsida; Celastrales; Celastraceae
Product: protein IQ-DOMAIN 14
Exons: 6
Coding region: 337-1731 (464 amino acids)
Molecular function (GO): protein binding
Source: RefSeq, a predicted model, not a curated record